AUGCUAAAACUAAUAAUCAUUUUAUGCCUCAUUGUGUCCAUCAGUUGUAAGACAAUCAAUGUCUCAACGGAUAAAGAGUUAGUGUCGGCGCUGUCGGACGUGUCGGCCGGCGAUACCAUAGAGCUAGCGGACGGCAUAUACCACAACAACUACACCACCAAAAUCAGUGGUACGGCCGACAAACCCAUCACUUUGACGGGCAGUCGGAAGGCUGUCCUCUCUGAAGGUCACUAUGGCUUUUGGCUUCAGGCAGACUAUUGGAUACUCAAAGGGUUUACCGUUAGUGGUGGUUUAAAAGGUAUUAUGUUAGACGGGGCUAACCAUAACAUAUUAGAGGACCUGGAGGUUCAUCACAUUAAGGACGAGGGCAUCCAUUUCCGGAAGAAUAGCUCCGAUAAUAUACUCAGGAAAUCAUAUAUCCAUACGACUGGUUUGGAACGUCCAGGGCGUGGUGAGGGCGUUUACAUCGGGGCAGCGGUGACCGACUGGGUAGACAACAAACAGGACAAAAGCGAUAGAAAUCAAGUGCUAAACAACAAAAUAGGUCCAAAUGUUGGCGGCGAGAGCAUCGACAUCAAAGAGGGCAGUUGUUGUGGUAUAAUUAAGAAUAAUGUAUUUGACGGCACCGGUAUGUCCGGCGAGCAUUACGCCGAUUCCUGGAUUGAUGUCAAGGGAGAGAACUAUACCAUCGAGGAUAAUGAGGGCAACCAUUCUGUACUCGACGGCAUACAAAUACAUCAACAAGCUGCUGCCGGAAUAGGAGGUUGUGCGAAUAGGAUUAUCCACGAUAAAUGUGCCGGAUUGCCACCAAAGGGAAAGUGUGUUAACGAUUUGAGUAAAACGUGUACAAAACAUAAUAUUAUUGAGGAGUAG
This is a messenger RNA of Oppiella nova, 873 nucleotides long. Lineage: Eukaryota; Metazoa; Arthropoda; Arachnida; Sarcoptiformes; Oppiidae. The record is from the annotation of a GenBank genome assembly.